GGCUCCUCCCUAGCCACCUCUCCCUCUUCUUCUCUAUUUAUACACCAACCUCUCUCCCUAGCUUCUCUGUUCCUCCUCAGUCCUCACCCCAGAAACUAAAGCGCCUUCAUUCCAUCAGCAGAGAUGCAGCGUGCGCCAUUAUCAGCAGUUGAAGCUGCCAGCAUGAUCUCAGCUUUUCUCUCCUCUCUUUCCCUUGAGCCUGAGGGAAAGUUCAGAUCAUGUGGCAGUUUCACCUGUUGCUGGCUCCACGAACCAGCCAACCCAGAUUCAGAUCUGUUCUCAGAAACACCACACCAACAAACCCUAGCUAGUUCCAAAACCCUAGACAGAAGGGGCGGAGGUAGUGGGUUGGAAGGGGGUGUCACUGCACACUCUUGGAUGUGGGAGAAAGAGUUAAAAUUAGUAGGUUGUAAUGAAACUUGUACAUGAAACAUUAUUUUUAGUGCUUAAUUAGUAUUUCUACCAUCAAACUACAAGUAAUAAUGUAUAUUUAAAUUAUCAUUAGUUAUAAAGAUUAUAUCAUAGUUAGUAGAUAAAUAAAAUAAAAUCAAAAUAAAAACCAUAUGCCAUUAACUUGGCCUUUUUAAUAUGUAAUUUUUGAGACGAUAAUCGUUAUCUCCAACGUAUAGUGACUUUUAUCCUCUCACAAUACAACAAUGUCAACUUAUUGGGGUUCUAUUAUCUAACUAUCUUGUCAAACAUGGUUGCUAAGUCGCUCACCUCUACCAUCUCAUUCCAAUCGACAUUACUCGGUUAUCCAUGAUCAUUAGAUUGACUUUAACGUACGUAAUUGUCCAUGGUUUGGAAUGAUUAACCAAACCACAAAUCAUUAGUUGGUAGGACAUAUUGAAAAUAAGGUCUUUGGUAGUCU
This is a messenger RNA of Linum trigynum, 871 nucleotides long. Lineage: Eukaryota; Viridiplantae; Streptophyta; Magnoliopsida; Malpighiales; Linaceae. The record is from the annotation of a GenBank genome assembly.